AUGUCUCUGCUUACCCCCGUCCUGCUGCCCCCGGAGCUGAAGAGCUACCUGACCCGAGGAGAGCGCUUCAUCAAAUGGGAUGAUGAGACUUCAUUGGCAUCCCCCGUCAUCCUUCGAGUGGAUCCCAAGGGAUAUUAUUUGUACUGGACAUAUCAAAGCAAGGAGAUGGAGUUCCUGGACAUCACCAGCAUUCGGGACACUCGGUUUGGCAAGUUUGCUAAGAUGCCCAAGACCCAGAAACUUCGAGAAGUUUUCAACUUGGACUUCCCUGACAACACGUUCUUGCUGAAGACCCUGACUGUGGUGUCUGGCCCAGACAUGGUGGACCUGACCUUCCAUAACUUUGUCUCCUACAAAGAGAAUGUCGGCAAGGACUGGGCUGAAGACGUUCUGGCUUUGGCUAAGAACCCAUGGGCAGCCAAUGCCCCCCGGAGCACAUUCCUGGAGAAGAUCCUAGUAAAGCUUAAGAUGCAGCUCAACCCUGAAGGGAAGAUCCCUGUGAAAAAUUUCUUUCAGAUGUUUCCUGCUGACAGAAAACGAGUAGAGGCUGCACUCAGUGCCUGUCACCUUCCCAAGGGCAAAAAUGACUCCAUCAACCCGGAGGAUUUCCCUGAGCCCGUCUACAGGAGCUUCCUCAUGAGUCUGUGUCCUCGACCUGAGAUCGAUGAGAUUUUCACCUCUCACCAUGCCAAAGCGAAGCCUUACAUGACCAAGGAGCAUCUGACCAAGUUCAUUAACCAAAAGCAGCGGGAUGCCCGACUCAACUCCCUGCUCUUCCCACCGGCCCGACCCGACCAAGUACAGUGUCUCAUCGAAAAGUAUGAACCCAGCGGCAUCAACAUCCAGAGGGGUCAGCUGUCCCCAGAGGGAAUGGUUUGGUUUCUCUGUGGUCCUGAGAACAGUAUAGUGGCCCAAGACAAACUGAUACUGCAUCAGGACAUGAGCCAGCCUCUGAAUCACUACUUCAUCAAUUCCUCCCACAACACCUACCUGACAGCUGGUCAGUUCUCCGGGCCCUCGUCCUCGGAGAUGUACAGACAGGUCUUGCUCUCUGGCUGUCGCUGUGUGGAGCUUGACUGCUGGAAGGGGAAGCCUCCUGAAGAAGAGCCCAUCAUCACUCAUGGUUUCACCAUGACCACAGACAUCUUAUUCAAGGAUGCAGUAGAGGCCAUUGCUGAGAGUGCCUUCAAGACCUCCCUCUACCCGGUCAUCUUGUCCUUCGAGAACCACGUAGACUCGCCUCGACAACAGGCUAAGAUGGCAGAGUACUGUAGGACCAUAUUUGGGGACAUGCUGCUCACUGAGCCCCUGGACAAGUUCCCUCUGAAGUCAGGGGUCCCCCUCCCCAGUCCCCAGGACCUUCUGGGCAAAAUCCUUAUCAAGAAUAAGAAGAACCAGUCCCCCGCUCCUGUUCCACCCAAGAAAGGACUGUCUGCUGAAACAGAGGGUAGCCAGGCCAAUGCAGCCAUGGGUGAGGACACAGUGUGGGUUGGUGAAGAAGAAGCUGAGCUGGAGGAAGAGGAGGAAGAAGAAGAAGAAGAGGAAGAAUCAGGUAGCCUGGAUGAAGAGGAAAUCAAGAAGAUGCAGUCGGAUGAGGGCACAGCUGGCCUGGAGGUGACAGCAUAUGAGGAGAUGUCUAGUCUGGUCAACUACAUCCAGCCCACCAAGUUCAUCUCCUUCGAGUUCUCCUCCCAGAAGAACCGGAGUUAUGUCAUCUCUUCCUUUACGGAGCUGAAGGCCUAUGAUCUGCUCACCAAGUCCCCUGUGCAGUUUGUGGACUAUAACAAGAGGCAAAUGAGUCGGAUCUACCCCAAGGGCACACGGAUGGACUCAUCUAACUACUCUCCCCAGAUGUUCUGGAACGCAGGCUGCCAAAUGGUUGCCCUCAAUUUCCAGACUAUGGAUAUGCCCAUGCAGCAGAACAUGGCACUGUUUGAGUUCAACGGGCAGAGCGGCUACCUUCUCAAGCACGAGUUCAUGCGCCGGCCGGACAAGCAUUUUGACCCAUUCUCUGUGGACCGCAUCGAUGUGGUGGUGGCCACCACUCUCUCCAUCACGGUGAUUUCUGGGCAGUUUCUGUCAGAGCGAAGUGUCCGAACUUACGUGGAGGUGGAGGUGUUUGGCUUGCCCGGAGACCCCAAGAGGCGCUACCGAACCAAACUGACACCCAGUGCCAACUCCGUAAAUCCCGUCUGGAAAGAGGACCCCUUCGUCUUCGAGAAGAUCAUGAUGCCAGAACUAGCCUCUCUGAGAGUGGCAGUCCUGGAAGAAGGAGGCAAGUUCAUUGGGCACCGAAUUAUCCCAGUCCAUGCCCUGCACUCAGAUUCCACAGAACCUCAGACAGCCAGUGUGGAGGAGCUGCAGCAGCUGAAAGGGUUCCUGAAGCUUCAGAAGAGACAGGAAAAGGAACUUCGGGAACUGGAGAGGCAGGGUGCCCGGCGCUGGGAAGAACUUCUGCAAAAGUAUGCCAGCCUACAGGCUGAAUUGACACCCCAGGGUGGAUGCAGGAAGCUGUCCAUCACUAAGGGAUCCCGGAAGAAGAGAAGCUUGCCUUGGGAGGAGACCAGUGGGGCCGGGAUGGGGCCGGUCGAAGGACCAGAAAGCACAGAUGGGCGCAUUCGAGAGCUGAAGGAAAAGCUGGAGAUGGAACUGUACCAGCAAGGGGAGGAGCAGUAUGAAAGCAUCAUGAAACGCAAGGAACAGCAUGGGAGUGAGCUAAUGGACAAGGUGCUGAAGCUGGCCCAGGAGAAACAAGCAGCUGAACUAAAGGCUCUCAAGGAGUCUGCAGACGGUAAUACCAAAGAGAUGAAAAAGAAGCUUGAAGUCAAGAGGCUAGAACGGAUCCAGGCCAUGAGCAAGAUCACCAGUGACAAGAUGGCCCAGGAGAGGCUAAAGAGAGAGAUUAACAACUCACAUAUACAGGAAGUGGUCCAUAUCAUCAAACAGAUGACAGAGACUUUGGAGAGGCACCAGGAAAGGCUGGAAGAAAAGCAAGCGGCUUGUCUGGAGCAGAUCCGGGAGAAGGGGAAGCAGUUCCAGCAAGAGGCAUUGUCUGAAUAUGAGGAACGGAUGAAGGGCCUGGAGGCCAAAGUGAAGGAGGCAGUGAGGUGCUGCCUCAGUUUCCCCGCAGAUGUCAACGACAAGAAGCCAGAGACGCCCAGCACUGUGGAAGAUCCUUCAGAGGAGACAUUGAGCCCAGCUGAGUGCUCUUCCCAGCUAGAUAGCCGUCUCUAAAGUCUGCUCUCCCUUCCCAUUCUGGCAUGAGGGCAGGGCUCCAGCUGGGGAGUGUGCCCCAAACCCGUUACCUCCCUCAGAUCUGCCCACGUUCCUCUAACAUAAAGGAACUCCGGAGGACGUGCUGGCUGGAGAGAAGGAGGGCGAUUCCGGAGUCUGUCUAUUCCUGUUCUUUAGCCUCAUCUACAGUUUCUGACACUCAACUCUCAGGGUCAGAAUUCAGGGGGUAGGGGAGGGGGUACCCCUCCAGGACAGCCCCCAGGAGACCGAUAGCACUGCUCAGGACUGGGAAAAAGACCAUUUCUGACAUGGACAGAUCUUGAGCCUCUAGGACGGCUUGUUAAAGAUGCUGGGGUUGAUCUAAGUACAUUUAUUCACCCUCACCCAUUUCCAAUUUAAUUUAUCCCGUUUAUUGUCAAUUCUCGAGGAAAAUUCAAGAUUCCGGCUUCUAACUCUAUCAAUAUCAGAACCAAAGCCAUCAUCCCCGGGUAACUCUGGGCUCAGGAUAAAUCUUCCUAGUUAGGUAGAGCCAGAAUCCACACCCUUAAAGCUCUCCUAAGUUCUUCCUGGCCUGGAACUGUUUCAGACCAAGGAUUCCUCCCAGGAUGAGAUGAUCAGAGACCCAUCUCUCCCUACCACCUACUGAGAUAGGAUGAUUCAGAAGGACUACCCUGCCUUUCCCUGGCACCUUUGCUUUAUUAGAGUCCAGAUGAUAGAUCAAGAGAUGACAGAGAAGGGAAAGAUUCAAGGAAGGUUCGAGGAACCCCAGUGUCUACAGUCCACACAGCCCUCAGACUCUCCUUUCCUUCCCCCGAUCCACAGUCCUGGAGUUAACUAAUGAUAAGAUUUAGGGCCAUCUCAUUCCCUCAUUUUCAUUUCCUCCUACCCCCCACCCCUCUCUAUCCUUUCUUCUUGCCUAUGGACUUCAAGAAACUGAGCUAGAAUACAGGCCUCCCAGCCCCGAGAUUGUUCCUCCCUCCUCGCCUCCACCAUCUCCAUCAAACUGCUUCUUGGGGGACACACUGUGUGGACAAAUUGAUUUGUGGUUAAAGGAGGAGCUGGGGUUGGGGAGGAAGAGAGAGAGGAUGGCUAUUUGUCCUGUAUUGUUUCAAGUUAUUUAUUAUUUGUUUUCUUUUUGACUCCA
This is a messenger RNA of Gracilinanus agilis (Agile Gracile Mouse Opossum), 4378 nucleotides long. It is a transcript of the gene PLCB2, whose product is annotated as phospholipase C beta 2. Gene Ontology annotation, molecular function: calcium ion binding; phosphatidylinositol-4,5-bisphosphate phospholipase C activity. The record is from RefSeq and is a predicted model, not a curated record. Gene Ontology annotation, biological process: lipid catabolic process; phosphatidylinositol-mediated signaling. The transcript is spliced from 28 exons. NCBI's taxonomy places the organism in Eukaryota, Metazoa, Chordata, Mammalia, Didelphimorphia, Didelphidae. Bases 1 to 3234 code for a protein of 1077 amino acids.